Molecule: messenger RNA, 1077 nt
Organism: Brenthis ino (lesser marbled fritillary)
Lineage: Eukaryota; Metazoa; Arthropoda; Insecta; Lepidoptera; Nymphalidae
Source: the annotation of a GenBank genome assembly
AUGGCUUCGGUUUAUCAUUUGCUACAAACUCCUAGCGAGUUCUAUGCAGAACUUCAAGAGAGAGCCGAUCUUGCGGAGAGUAGACGACAUAAACGUUUUCUUGCUGUAUUACUAUUACAGCGUAUGACACGAGGAUAUUUGAUUAGAAAACAUAUCUCUUGGUUAUCAAAAAACGCCAUAACUAUACAAUGUGCGUUUAGAGUCCACAAAGCACGGAAAGUAUACCGCGCUGCCUUACGAAGAGCAGUUAAGAAUAAAGACGCCAAGCACUAUGGUCGAGCAGCGACUAUCAUACAGGCUCUUUGGCGGGGAUAUUAUUCUCGGCGCACCAAAUUCUGUUACCAGUCAUACAGAACAUGGUUAGCUGCAGUGAAGGAACGUGGUGAAAGGCGAGCUGCAGAAGCAGCUGAGUUCGGUGUUAGAAGUCGAGCUGAUAUCUUAAGUAUUUUAGAAGAAGAAGCUCGCCAAUGGCUAGCUUUUGUUGUGUUCAAAUUACAUCAUUUAUUAAGAACUCAUGUUUGUGCUGGUGUUUACUCAAAACUAGCUAGUACAGAGCUCUCUGAAUUUGAAAAACUUCUCAAAUCUAUUCAUUAUACAGAAUAUAUGAAGAGGCUUAAACGAAAAUAUAAUGAAUUUGUUAGAAAAUAUCGUCCAAGGUUUUCAAAUAAAAGGUUAUUUCCAAUUAUAGGGGAUGGAUCUGACUAUUGGUAUCUAUCACUACCGGAAAUGUACGAAUUAACAACACCUACCCCAAAAACUGAAGAUACUCGUCAUCUUGCGAAGCAUCACACCUCGCUACAUAAAAAACCUUUUCUUUGGAAGAAAGUUCGACCUUCAUAUUUAGAUGAAGACAGAGGACCAUUCACAAUAUCUAAAAUAUCAUCAAGGUCGGUGCUCCCAUCACCGCCCCCACCAGCCCCUACACCUAGCAUCAAUGGAAGACCUCAUAAAGAUCCACGUUUUCAUCUCUACGUAAAACAUUACAAGCCACAGCCUGAUCUUUUCGAUUACGUCGACUACCACAUCAAUCUAUUGUUGGCUAGGAAAUGUUCUAUUGAAACUAUAGACAAUGAUUCA